Messenger RNA from Formica exsecta, 1915 nucleotides. RefSeq names its product hemicentin-1-like. The record is from RefSeq and is a predicted model, not a curated record. The transcript has 6 exons. The coding region runs from base 680 to 1540 and encodes 286 amino acids. Gene Ontology annotation, biological process: synapse organization. Lineage: Eukaryota; Metazoa; Arthropoda; Insecta; Hymenoptera; Formicidae. Gene Ontology annotation, cellular component: neuron projection membrane.
GCGCGGGAUAAACACGUCUCCUCUUCCCGGUUAAGGGAAAUCAUAUCCGAUGCCGGAGGACCUUUCGGCGCAAUCGCACGUAUCCUCGGUGGAAUGUGCACGGCGCCACCGUGCCAGGAUUUCAGAGAGCUUUUUCGUAUCCUCCGCGAGGAGGAAAUUUCAGUGCUUGGCCCGCAACCGUAUCGCGUCGCCCCGAACUUUGACUCCUCCGCGCGAUCGCGCCCAAGUCGCGUGGAUUAAUAAAAAGAGAAUAAUCGACGAUAUAUACGACAGCGACAACCGUCGGAUUAAACUCUGAAGAGAUCACUAUAAUUUCUCUGACGCGACAAUAUUUUUAAUAUAUCGAUAAUUUUUGUGAUAAAAUGACCGAGAAAUCGAUCGUAUAAAAAAAGUGCGAGGUCUGGAUUGAUUAUGUUUGUGGUAUUUUUUCGUAAAAGCGGCGUCAACGAUCUCGAUUCGCGGUAACAUUUCCGCAUGUGAGGAGCGCGAAUGAGGAUCCGGUGAGGGUGAGGGUGAGGUGACGCGGCAUUAUGCCAACGAACGGCGUGAUCCCGCGGGUGCUUUUCGAAGGAUCGCAAAUGGAAAGUGAUCGUUUGUAUCGGACGGUGGUGGGAAGGUCGCUGUCAAACGCAGAGUGGCGCGCGUGAAUUAGAUUAGAGAAAUGAGUGCGAAGUGAAAAAUGGUCACGUUCCACGGCAUGGUCCUCCUGCUCCUGGGAAUCGGAUACCUGUUACACGCGGAACCACUUUACGGCGAACGUGGCAUCGCGUUUUUGCAUAGCAGCAACGACACAUUUGGAAAGGGGGAAAAGUCGCAGCGCGGCACAAAGAAGACGUAUUUUUUCAAAGACACCCCGCACAAGUUAACGGUGGCCAUAGGUCAGGCCGCCGUGCUGUUAUGUCGCGUUAAGAAUUUGGGAAACAGAACUGUGUCUUGGAUCCGAAAAAGGGACCUACACAUCUUGACGUCCAUGUCCGUGACUUACACGAGCGACGCGAGAUUUACGGUAGUCAGCAAUCCGGAAACCGACUACUGGAAUCUGCGAAUAGAUUACGUGCAACCGCGGGACGCCGGCAUUUACGAGUGUCAGGUUAAUACGGAACCGAAGAUAUAUAGAGCCGUGACUCUGAAGGUUUUGGAUAUACAGGCGAGGAUCACGGGUCCUCAGGAGCUAUAUAUCAAGAAAGGUAGCACAAUCAGCCUGAUCUGCAGCAUAGAACUGCAGGAUCUGCCCCCGAGCAACGUGACUUGGUAUCAUGCCGGUGCGGUGAUCGAUUUCGAUGGUCCAAGAGGUGGCGUAUCGCUGGAGACCGAGAAGGGUAAACAGGGCACCACGAGCAAGCUCCUAAUAACGCGCGCUCAAUUUAACGAUAGCGGUAAUUAUACAUGCGCUUCGAGCAAAGUCACCCCGGCAAGCGUCAUGGUGCACGUACUAAACGGGGAACAUCCCGCUGCAAUGCAACAUGGCGGAACUGGCGAUGUAAAUAGACGACUCGUUCUGCUCGUCUUGAUUUUCCUCGUCGAUACGAUGUUUCGGUGAAUCAAUCUUGACGCCAUCGAUCUCCUGAAAAUAACUCCCGAAUUAGCAUCUUCUAAGAUGCCUUCCCGGAAAUGAGACGCGAGAGUAAUCAACGAGAUAGCGUAUGAUUUACAGUAAGAGCGAUUUUUUUUUUUAUUGACGCAAAGUUAUUGGUCAAAGUAUAUGUUAACACUAAUUUAGGAUCAUCUAUGUACGUUCGUUUGAAGAACCCAAAGAAUUUUCAUCCAAUCUCUAAUGUAUGUGAAUUGCGAGGUUCAACCAAUCAUCCUGAUAUUAGACUCUUUGGAUUCGUCGCUCAAAUAUCUUUAUUCGAAAUGUCAGUACGAAUACGAGUAAUAUGUAUGUAAUAUAAUAAACUUUUUGGAGUUACACAAA